AUGGAGGAAGAUAAAUAUCAACUCGUUUUACACAAUGAUGAUUUAGAGAGGAUGGUAUUAUAUGACCCAAAUAGUAAAUCAUUAUUAGUCAGAAAUUCAACAGAUAUGUUAAGACAAAAGAGUAAACAAUUAGUACUUCAACAACAGAUUGAAUCACCUUAUUCUCCAAUGCCAUCUUUAAGAUCACCAUCUAUACCGACAACACCUACAUUAGUUGGUGGUUUAAGUAGUCAAUCUCACAAUAAUAAUCAUCCUUCAACUUUACAUAUAAUGUGUCCAUAUUGUAAACGUUCAUAUAAUAAUAAUAAUAACAAUAAUAUUAACAACAAUAUUAGUACUAAUAACAAUAAUAUCAAUAAUAACAGUAGUAAUAAUUUAAAUAAUUUAAAUAAUAAUAUAAAUAAUAUAAAUAAUGGUAUUUUUAAUAAUAAUAACAACAAUAAUAGUAAUAGUAAUAAUAAUAAUAUCAGUGGUGGUAAUAAUAAUACAAUGGAUAUUAAUGGAAAUAGUAUUGUUAGUGGUGUAAUUGCACCAUUUAAUCCAUCACCAUAUUAUCGUUCACCAAUUUCAGAACCACCAUUCAUAUCAAGAGAUUAUUUCUUAUUACUUCAAGAUUCUUCAAAGAGUGGUGUUAAUAAUAAUAAUAAUAAUAAUAAUAAUGAUUCUACAACAACAAAUAAUAAUAAUAAUAAUAAUACAACACCACCACAACAACAACAACAACAAAAUAGUAGUGGAUUAAAUAGUGAAUUUUUAAAUAUUGGAUAUUAUAAAAAAUUCUUUAAAGAAGAUAUAAAGAUUGGAUCAGGUGGUUUUGGAUCAGUUUAUCUUUGUAGACAUUUAAUUAAUGGUGUUGAUUUAGGAGAAUUUGCAGUUAAAAAAGUACCAGUUGGUGAGAAUCUUCCAUGGUUAUUUAGAGUUUUAAGAGAGGUUAAAGCAUUGGAAACCCUAACAAAACAUAGAAACAUUAUCAAUUAUAAACAUUCUUGGUUAGAAUAUGAUCAACCUGCUGAUUUUGGUCCAAAAGUACCUUGUUUAUACAUUUUAAUGGAAUAUGCAAAUAAUGGAAAUCUUCAAGAUUAUAUGGCUGAAAAAAGAGAUUUAAUACCUGAAAAUGAAAUUUGGAGUUUUUUUAUUGAUUUGUGUCAUGGUAUUGGUUAUUUACAUCAUUCAGGUAUAAUUCAUAGAGAUAUUAAACCACCAAAUAUUUUAAUUCAUCAAAGUUAUGAUUCAAUAACAGAUAGAGAAGUAACACAUUUAAUGAUUAGUGAUUUUGGUACAUGUGAUACUAUUGGCCCAUUGGAAUCAUUGGCACCACCACUAUAUAAGAAUAAUAUAAAGAGAACUGGUAAUACGGGUACAAUUGAGUAUUUAGCACCUGAACUAUUACAAAAGGGUGUCAAUGGUGAAUAUAAUAGUGAUUAUGAUGAAAAAUGUGAUAUUUGGUCAUUGGGUAUCCUAUUGUAUCAAAUGGCCUAUGGAACAUUACCAUAUCGUUACUCUGGUGACCCAUUCAUUGAUGAAGAUCCAAAUAGAAAUUUACCAUCGCUAAUUGAUGAGAUUGCAGGUUUCUCUAACAAUAGAUUAAUAUUCCCACAAAUUCCACAACGUUCACGUGAUCUAAAAGAUAUGAUCACAAUUUUAUUACGUGCAAAACCUCAUGAACGUCCAACCAUUUCACAAAUUCUCUCUACUCAUUUCAUUCAAUCAAAAACUAAACAUUAUACAAUAAAUCCAAUUCAUUUACCAUUUACAAAGAGAAAUAAAUUUAAAAAUACUUCAGUACAUAAUACAACUGCAUCAACUAUUAAAUUACGUAGAAAAGGUUCAAUUAGUACAACUAAUUCAACAACAUCAUCAUCAUCAUCAACAGCAACAUCAUCGUCGUUAUCAUCAACCACAAUAGCAACAACAUCAUCAUCAAAUGCUAUUAAUAAUACUACAGCAACAACAACUACUAAUUCAAAUUUGGGUAAUAAUAAUAAUAAUAAUACAAAUGCUUUAAUUAGUAGUAGAAUUAGUCCAAUUAGAAAAACUCAACUUGUUGAGGAGAAUUCAGAAGAUUCUUCAAAUGAAAUUGCAAAUAUUAAUCCAAAUAGGUCAUUAAUUCAACCAAUAGUUUUAUCAGAUACUGAUAAUGAUGAUAUUAUAAUUGAUGAUGAUGAUGAUGAUGACGACUCAACAAAUAAUAAUGAUACAAACAAUACUGAUAAUACUGAUGACGAGAUGAAUAGUGGUGAUGUUGUUGGUAUUGUAAAUAAUAAAAAAUCAUCAUAUAGUAGAUCAUCAUCAAUUAGAUCACCUUCAUCUUCAAAUAAAUUAAGACAAAGAACCAUUUCAAAUAGUGGUGGUAAUAAUGGUAUAAGGAAAGCAUUACCAUCUUUAGAAGCACCAAGAAGUGGUAGAUUUAAAAGAGCAGCAAUAGUAAUUCAAAGAGGUGUUAGAUCAUCAGCAGUUUAUCAAGCAUUCUAUAUGUUACAGGCUUUAUUUCAAGUUUGGUUAUGUUUUGAUCAAUGUUCGACUUGUCCAAAUACUUUUCCUAGUCCGAUUUUAUUAUAUCCUUUAUUAUUAUUAUCUUUAAUUCCAAUUUUAGUUGUAAAUAAUAAUAAUAAUAGCAACAAUAUGAAUAACAAUAAUAACAACAAUAAUAUAAACAGUAAUGGCCAAUUAGCACAUCUUAAUGGUAGUGGUGGUGGUGGGAUUAUCAAUAAUGGAAAUAGAGAUACAAAGAAAAUUAAUACAAUAAUAUCAAUAAUUAGAUUUAUUUAUUAUUUUGUUAUUUCAGUUUUAUUACCAAAAGAAAUUAGUUGCAAAUCAACGUCACACAUCAUCCCAAUUUUACCACCAAUCGCUGAUUAUGUCGUUUUCCCAUUAUUAUCACUUUUCAAGAAUCUUACUCUAUUAAUUAUAAAUUUGAUUUUCAUAUUUUAUAGAGAUUAA
Messenger RNA from Dictyostelium discoideum AX4, 2940 nucleotides. RefSeq lists its product as hypothetical. The record is from RefSeq and is a predicted model, not a curated record. Bases 1 to 2940 code for a protein of 979 amino acids. Gene Ontology annotation, molecular function: ATP binding; protein serine/threonine kinase activity; protein kinase activity. Gene Ontology annotation, cellular component: membrane. The transcript is spliced from 2 exons. Lineage: Eukaryota; Evosea; Eumycetozoa; Dictyosteliales; Dictyosteliaceae.